This is a messenger RNA of Micropterus salmoides (largemouth bass), 390 nucleotides long. Its product is annotated as phospholipase A2 inhibitor subunit gamma B-like. The transcript has 3 exons. The record is from RefSeq and is a predicted model, not a curated record. NCBI's taxonomy places the organism in Eukaryota, Metazoa, Chordata, Actinopteri, Centrarchiformes, Centrarchidae. Bases 16 to 375 code for a protein of 119 amino acids.
AGAAACAACUAAAGAAUGUCCCUUAAGUGGUCUGCUUUGGCUGACGAGUAUAUUGAGGGCUCAGUGAACUUUGGAAUCUCCAGAACCGUCAUUACCAGCAAGUGCUGCACCUCCGACCUCUGCAACGCCCAGCCUCCUGCUGAACCGAGUAAAUCUAAUCCCAAUGGUAAAAAGUGCUUCAGCUGUGAUGGUCAAAAGUGCACCGCAACUCUAAACUGCGAGGGGAAUGAGGACCACUGCAUCUCAGCAGCAGUGAACACAGGAGGUGUACAGACUACCGUGAAGGGCUGUGCCUCCAAGCAGAUCUGCUCAAAUACGGCAAAUCCGCAGAUUUCGGGAGCCAUUGGACCAGAAAUUAGCUGCAUGUUCUCUUAACUGUUGGAGUCGCCA